Molecule: messenger RNA, 1767 nt
Organism: Metschnikowia bicuspidata var. bicuspidata NRRL YB-4993
Lineage: Eukaryota; Fungi; Ascomycota; Pichiomycetes; Serinales; Metschnikowiaceae
Gene: NGG1
Product: histone acetyltransferase
Exons: 2
Coding region: 1-1767 (588 amino acids)
Biological process (GO): regulation of transcription by RNA polymerase II
Cellular component (GO): SAGA complex
Molecular function (GO): transcription coactivator activity
Source: RefSeq, a predicted model, not a curated record
AUGGGCUUGCAUUCGGCCUCCACCGUGCUCGGCGACAUCAUAGACGAGCUCCGGCUCAAGUACGACCCCUCCGCCGGGCUUUUGGACGGCGACGCGGUGCGCGAGGUGCCCAGUUUGAACACGCUCCAGAACGUGGGCAAGCUUUUGACCAAGCUCUCCGCCAGCUUGGCCGCCAGCGAGGAGCACGACCGCGCGUUGCUUCUCCGCGCAGACGCCAUGUUGAGCGAGGCCCGGCUGAAGCCGCCGCCGCCAGAAGACGAGGCCCCGGAGCCUGAGGCCACGGCAGAGGCAGAACACAGCGCGGGCGCCGCGCCCGACGGGGCGCUCAAACGCGAGCGGGCCGGCGCCGAGCAAGACGGCGGCGGCGAGCCGGGCCCGCCCGCGAAAAAACGGCGCCUUGUCAACAGCAAGGACGACCCCAAGCCGCCCGUGCAGACGGGCUCGUAUACCCAGGGCAACGACACGCGGCUCAAAAACCCGAAGUCCGAGUUCGUGGGCGUGCAGACGCUAUCGCAGACGGCGGUCGCCGAGCUCGGGCUCUUCUCCGAGGAAAACAACGGGCUCGAGACCCAGGGCAAGGAGUACUUGAAGAAGAAGUACGGCGUGGCGCUGUACCCGGCGAACGACUUGAAGCGGAUGUUGCCCGGCGAGAUCCCCGACCACGACUUCUCGAAAACAAAGGCGCCGGCCAACCAGGUCCAGUUCUCGACGUACCAGUCGUACAUCGAGUCGUUCUUCCGUCUCUUUGCCGGCGAGGACGUCGCGUUCGUCAAGGACAAGUUCGUGAUUCCGCCGGGCUUCGACAAGAACUACGACCCGUUGGUCAGCCCGUACUUGGUGCCCAAGUUGGGGCCCUUCUACACGGAGGCGUGGGCCGAGGAGGACGCGGCGUUGGGCUCCAAGUUGGCGCUGCCGUCUUUCCAGCGCCCGCCGCUAGAGGCGUACCGGCCCAAGGGCGACCCCGAGGACUUGGUGGACGACAAGUUGUUGACCGAGGAUGUCUCGUGCGGCCCGCUCUCCACCAGGUUGCUCUCGGCUAUUCUCAGUGUGCACGAGGCCAAGAAACCCGACGACGACGCCGACGACGCCGACAACAUGUCGGACACGAUGAAGAGCGAGAGCUCGUUCAUCGGCGAGGACAUGUUUGGCGGCGACUCGGCCUGCCAGUUGAACAUGGCUGUGCCCUCCGAGGACACGGACUUUCUCUCGAUGGAGGAGCGCUUGAAGCGCGAGUUGAAGUACAUUGGCAUCUUCACCAACACGCCCCUCUGCGAGAGCGGCAAGGCCAAAAAGGGCAGCGUCAUCGACUCCGACGACUGGAUCAUCAACAGAGAGGACGACGAGAUCUGCGCAGAAAUAAGGCAGCUCCAGGACGAGCUCAAGGGCGCAGUGGUGCGCAACCGCAAACGCAAGAAGGCGCUCUUGCCCGUCUUGGAGGAGCACUUGGCGUACCAGGAAUUCUCCACCAUCUUGGAGGACCUAGACAAACAAGUGGACCAGGCGUACACGAAGCGGCUCAAGGCCAAGAGCAAGCGAAAGAAGCUUGCGCCCGAAACCACCAACUUGGCGCAGCAGCAGACCGCCAACAGCGGGCUCAAGACUCUUCUUGAAAAGCGCACGCGGUGGAUCAGCAAUAUCGGCAAGCUCUUUGACGCCCCGGAGGUGAUGAAAAGAAUUCCCGACUCGUCCGUUUUCGCCAACGACGUCCAUUCUGAUGACGACGAGGGCGAUGCGGAGGUCGAGGCUGCCAACGAGGACGCAUCUUAG